Poeciliopsis prolifica (blackstripe livebearer) is the source of this 4018-nucleotide messenger RNA. Its product is annotated as coronin-1C-A-like. Gene Ontology annotation, molecular function: actin filament binding. The record is from RefSeq and is a predicted model, not a curated record. Lineage: Eukaryota; Metazoa; Chordata; Actinopteri; Cyprinodontiformes; Poeciliidae. The coding region runs from base 62 to 3199 and encodes 1045 amino acids. Gene Ontology annotation, biological process: cell migration; actin filament organization. The transcript has 11 exons.
AAUCUCCAACAAAAAGCAAGGCUCUGAAAAAGGGGCAGCGGCCAGGAGGGGGGCUGCAGAGAUGGAUGAGCAAGACAAUCUGAACUUCUCAGACACAGACAGCAGCAAGGGUGUAACAACCGCAUGCAACCCUUCCAACGAGGAAGACUUUGUAGUUCUGGAAAGAGAUGAGAACUGGAUGUCGAAUGAUGUGGAAAACAGCACCGCAGGUCCCCAAAGCAGACCUGGGUGCGAGGAGGAAGGUUCUGACAUUUGCAAUGACGGCAAACUUUUACAAUCUUCCAGGAUUUCACCUCAAGAGAAGAAUAAAGACAGUGCACGUGCUAAGGGUUCAGGCGGAGACAGUUUAGAGACAGAAAUGGGUCGUCAUUCAACUCAAGUGACAGCCAGCAGGUGCCAGCUAAAAGGAGUAAGCUGUGGCCGGGCUGCUCUAACCAAGACAACUGGGAAGGGAAUAGCAGAGGCGGACGAAAAUAUUGCCAUUCGUAUGAAGGAGGAGCAAAACACCUGUAAGGAUCAGCGGCAAGAAGUUGAUCACAAACAUGAGAACAGGUUUGCUGGUGCUGUGUCCAAGAGGGCCAAAGCUGGAGUCCAUAGCAACCUACUAUCUUCUACCAAAAGAGAUAAUGUUCAAAUCACCAGCUCUCACCUUUCACAAACUGAAGCGUCUAAUUCCGGAGAACCACACCUGCAAGACGGUCAUUCAAUGACCCUGGAACAAACUAAUUCUAUGCCUUCUCCACUGCAGGCGGGAAGCUGUGAUGAAACUAUCCAGGUUGCUUGUCUGAAAAAGGAAAGUGAGCUUGUUUGCUUCUCUGCAGUCGUCACACCUCCACCUGUAACUCACAGUUUACCAGGGAAAGACACAUCAAGUCCACCAGAAGCACCGUCUGCCUUGUCCACCAUGCCAGCAGAGAAAUCCAGACCAAAAGGUCCACCUCCUCCCGUCCCCAAAAAGCCCAAGAAUCCUUUCAUAAAGCUUAAAACUGCCCAGCUAAUGUCUACUGAAGUGCAAAGAAGAGUCAAAGAUCAUCUGCGAUCAGAGGAUAAGGCCAAGAGGAGACACACGUUUCAUUUCAACAAACAUCUUCCAUAUGGUGCACCAACUAAUCAGGACAUGUGCAUGUUGUGGGACGAAAGGGGCUCGUAUGCUGUACCGCCUCACUUCCGCCGACUAUCAGCUGACGUUGGUCAGUGGGACCGUCUGUCUCCGAGGGACAUGGAUGAUCGCUUUGGAGAUAUGAUUGAUUAUGAAUAUUGUGAGCGAAUGGCAGAGCUGUCUCCAGAGGAAGAGCCUCAAAACCUGGACAUGAUGCAGAGACGGGUGUUCCUAGAGAGACGAUCCAGAUGCAAAUGGUCGCCUCCUCCUGUUACGGAAAUUCUUUCCAGGCCAAGGGUCGUGCCUAACGAUGAAACUGAAAGCCGAAAACAUACGUUUUUAGAGAAAAAGGAAACACAACCGAUCCUUCUGACUCACAGAGUCGAUACACACAGCCAAUGCGAGCAUGCUAAAGAUUCAACAGAUCCCACCAGCAGCAGAGACACAGAAAGAUGCAGCGAGGUGGGGUCCUACAAGCCGGUGGCCGAAAUUGUGAAAGAAACGAACCAAAUGCAGAGACAGCAAGGUCGAGUCAAACCUGAAGGGCCCAAAGUUCAGGUUCGUCUGGCAGAGCAGAACCCAACUUUGAAAGUUUCCCAAAUGAAGAAUGCCUUUGAUGUCCCAAAGAAAUCCAAGGAGAGACCAGUGGAAAUCCAAGCACCUCCAAAGAAAGAAAUGUCGCGGCGAGUUGUGCGACAGAGCAAGUUCCGUCACGUGUUCGGUCAGGCGGUGAGGAACGACCAGUGUUACGAUGACAUCCGUGUAUCCAGGGUGACAUGGGACAGCUCCUUCUGUGCCGUCAACCCCAAGUUUGUUGCCAUCAUCAUAGAUGCCAGCGGAGGAGGAGCGUUUCUCAUUCUUCCUUUAAAUAAGACUGGCCGUAUAGACAAGGCGUACCCAACAGUUUGUGGUCACACAGGCCCAGUGUUGGACAUCGAUUGGUGUCCACAUAAUGAUCACGUCAUUGCAAGCGGCUCGGAGGACUGCACAGUCAUGGUCUGGCAGAUCCCUGAGAAUGGACUGGAUGCUGCGCUGUCAGAGCCUGUGGUCGUGUUGGAGGGCCACUCUAAAAGGGUCGGCAUUGUGUCCUGGCAUCCCACGGCUCGCAAUGUUCUACUCAGUGCCGGCUGUGACAACCAGGUGGUCAUCUGGAACGUGGGGACGGGGGAGGCCAUGAUCAGCCUGGACGACAUGCACCCGGAUGUCAUCUUUAGCGUCAGCUGGAGUCGCAACGGCAGCCUGCUGUGCACCGCCUGCAAGGACAAAAAGGUCCGCAUCAUCGACCCACGUAAAAAGAAGAUAGUGGCGGAGAAGGACAAAGCCCAUGAGGGAGCUCGACCCAUGAGAGCCAUCUUUUUAGCAGACGGAAACAUUUUCACCACUGGAUUCAGCCGCAUGAGCGAGCGUCAGCUGGCCCUGUGGAAAUCUGACAACCUGGAUGAGCCUAUAUGUGUCCAAGAGAUGGACUCCAGCAAUGGAGUUCUGCUGCCAUUCUACGAUCCAGACACUAGCAUAGUCUACCUGUGUGGAAAGGGAGACAGCAGCAUUCGGUACUUUGAGAUCACCGACGAGGCGCCGUUUGUUCAUUACCUCAACACCUUUUCAACAAAGGAGCCCCAGAGAGGCAUGGGCUACAUGCCCAAGAGAGGCCUGGACGUCAACAAAUGUGAAAUAGCUAGGUUUUAUAAAUUACAUGAGAGAAAAUGUGAACCAAUCAUCAUGACAGUCCCACGUAAGUCGGAUCUGUUCCAGGACGACCUGUACCCGGACACGGCCGGCCCUGAUCCCGCCUUGGAGGCAGAGGAAUGGUUCGCCGGGAAGAACGGAGGCCCGAUCCUGAUCUCACUCAAAGACGGCUACGUCUCCACCAAGAACCGGGACCUGAAGGUGGUCAAAACCAACGUCCUGGAGAGCAAGCCGGCCAUAAAAGCAGAGAGCAUCCCAACCAUCCAGAAACAUGUUUCUCCACAAUCUACUGUUAAAAUGGAAGACAAACUGGAAGAGGUACUCCGAGAGUUCAAGUCACUCAGGGACCGCGUCAUCCUCCAGGACCGCCGGAUCGCCCGACUCGAAGAUCAGGUCUCCAAGGUUGCCAUGUAAGACGCAGAGACCCUUGCCAGGAUUGCUGUUUUCUUCUGGAGUCAGCUACGGCCAGUUUUUAAAGAUUCGGCUCCACCGAGCUUGGUUUCCGUCCCAUUCCGCCGAAACCAAGCCCACAUUCCAAGACGAACUUUUACUUUCGCUCAUCGGACCUCCCGUUUCACACUCUGCCCUGACCCCCUCACGGAGGAGAGGAAAAACUUUCAAAGCUCAUGUUCACAUCCGAAGAAAAGACGUUUUUGUUACAGAAAGUCUUAACUGUUUUUAUUUUUUAAGAUGUGGUGAAGCAUUCUCACUUGAAGGUUGUACUUACUGCUCAACAACUGUAGCAUCAGUAUUUCCAUUGUUCUUAUUGUGUUGCCAAAUAUGAAUUGUGUGCCGUUUCAUGCACUGCUUUUACGUUGUUGUUGUUUUUUUCUCCUCCUGUUGUACAUUCCAGUCACAACCUGGUAGAACAGUACAAGUCAAAGCUGGAUUAUUUUUAAAACAAAUGCUGUCGGACUGUUUUCUUCCCCGCAGUUUGCUCGUUGGCAUCAGUCAGAAUAUGAAUGUGGAAGAGAUCCUAAAACAGUUUUCUCCUGUUCUUCUGGGGGCUUUUAAAUUUACCAUUGGGGUCCGAACAUGGAGGUGGAGGGUGGGUGGGUGUAACAUCUUCCUGCUGUAAAUGUUGUGAAAAUGUUGUGGUGCCUCUUGUCACUGUUAAGGGUCAGACGAACGUUGCCCUCUCCGGUGCGUCUUGGUAUUGGGAAGGGACCACUCAGCCCGUGUUUUACUGAACCUCUGACAGACAGUUCUGUGCACAUAAUAAAAAUUUUACAC